Messenger RNA from Monopterus albus (swamp eel), 5287 nucleotides. RefSeq names its product ubiquitin specific peptidase 43b (gene usp43b). Gene Ontology annotation, biological process: protein deubiquitination. The transcript has 16 exons. Gene Ontology annotation, molecular function: cysteine-type deubiquitinase activity. The record is from RefSeq and is a predicted model, not a curated record. Bases 352 to 3996 code for a protein of 1214 amino acids. NCBI's taxonomy places the organism in Eukaryota, Metazoa, Chordata, Actinopteri, Synbranchiformes, Synbranchidae.
UUUUCCAGGCGAAGCUGGGAGCGAUGGGAGGGGAGCGCUCAGUGCUGCAGCUGGACACUGGAGCGGCUCACGCUGUGCGGGGCAUGACGGGAUGCUGCUUGUGACCGCGGUGUCUGAGGGAUAAUGAACGCCUUCAGUAAGUGCUGGGAUGUAUGAGGAAGGUUUACUGUCAGCGCAGGGUGGAACGACAUUGUGCUGUUGUGCCUCCUGGCUCCACGAUGGUGUCGCCUCUGUGCGCUUUCCCCUCUGCUAUCUGGACAGGGGCCACUGGCAGGGAGGUGACACAUCGGCGUCGGAAUUUACACGACUAUCAGUCUCAGAAUAGACCGGCCAGGGAAUAGAGCUGCUGUCAUGGAGAAACAGAGCAGACUCAGGGAGGAGAUGCCGACAUCGCGGGAGGAGAAGCGCAAAGAGAGGAAGCCGAAAUCUGGGAAGCUUUUCCGAAAGAAACCGUUGAAGUCCGUGGGGAGUUUUAUGAACAGACUCAUCAAAACUUUGGGCACUUUGACCCACUUUGGAGACGCAGACGCGCAGGACGCGGAAGACGACGAUGGGGGUUUUCGGAAUGGCGCACCUUGCGUCCUCAGCGCCAGCUCAGGAAUUUUCAAAGAGGAUGUACAGGUGGCAUGGGAUCGAGUGGUGAAAAACACUUCCAGCACGCCUUCUCCUUUGUGCACCGGCAGAGAGAAGCUACUGUACCAAUACGGAGACAAAGUCCCAGGCGUUCUGGGGCUGAAAAACCACGGGAACACCUGUUUCAUGAAUGCCGUGGUCCAGUGUUUGAGCAACACCGAUCUGCUCGCAGAGUACCUGGGGCUGGAAAGAUACAAGCUGGACCUGUGUGGAACCAGAAUAAACGGCGUGGUGAGAAGUGACGAGCCGCGGAUUGACAGGGGAGAGGUGACGGAGCAGUUGGCAUCACUGGUCAGGGCUCUGUGGACUCUGGAGUACACCCCCCAGCUGUCAGUAGACUUCAAGACUAUAGUGGCCAAGUAUGGGUCACAGUUUCGCGGUAAUUCCCAACAUGACGCCCUGGAGUUCCUCCUGUGGCUGCUGGACCGCGUCCAUGAAGAUGUCAGUCUGGCCUCACACAACAACAACAACAAGACCAAAGCUCCUGGAAAGGGUCCCGGUGGAGCGGAGGAGGUGUUGUGUCCUGACCUGCCCAAGUCCCAGCAGCCCAGAGUCCAGCACAGCUUUGUCCAGGAGCACUUCCAGGCCCAGUACAAAUCUUCGCUGACAUGCCCCCACUGUCUGAAACAGAGCAACACCUUUGACCCUUUCCUCUGCAUCUCACUCCCCAUUCCUCUUCGCCAGACCAGGCCACUGUGUGUGACUCUGGUGUUCAGCACCAAAGGACAGAGGUACCUGAGGGUCGGGCUGGCUGUGCCUCUGUUCGGCUCUGUGGCCUGCCUGAGGAGGAUGGUGGCCGACGAGGGGAAGCUUUCUCCAGACCAGGUGAUCCUGACAGAGGUGUACUCCACGGGCUUUCAGCGCUCCUUCUUUGAUGAGGACGAUCUAACCAGCAUAGCUGAGAAUGAUGUGAUCUACGCCUUCCAGGCCCCUCCACUCUACAUCCGAGGAGGCUCUGCACGCAUCUCAGGGUGCCAUCACAGCCUGCCUUCGUCUCCAUACUUCACCGGGCCUGAAGGUCAGAGGUUACCUUCAUCUGGAACAUUGUCAUCAGAGUUCCUCAACCAGGGCCCAGUCAAGAUUCUGCUGCUGGUGUGCAACGCUGCAGGGGCAGGCCAACAGACUGUCAGGUUUGGACCUCCGUUCCUAAUGAGGGAGGACCGGUCUAUUUCCUGGGACCAGCUGCAGCAGAGCAUCCUCAGCAAGCUCUAUUACCUGAUGAUCAAUGGAGCUCCAGCACAGAACACCAGGGUGAUGUUCAACAUCCGUGUAGUGGGAGGAUCAGCAUUUUACAGCUACCUGUCACCUCAGGAGGGACGGCCACUCCACCACCCUGCUGUCGACAGAGCUCUGAAGCUCUGCAGCUCAGGAGGACCUCCGCACGUGAAGCUCAUCAUCGAGUGGGAGCACAGAGUCAAAGACUGCCUAUUUGGCAACAUUCAGGAGGAGGUGGUGAAGGAUGCAGAGAGCGUGAGGGGUCAGCAGCAGCAGCAUGUCCAGCAGUACAGCUGCACCCUGGACGAGUGCUUCCAACUCUACACCAAAGAGGAACAGCUCGCCCCAGACGACGCCUGGAAGUGCCCCCACUGUAAGCAGCUGCAGCAGGGCAUGGUGAAGAUGAGCCUGUGGACGCUGCCGGACAUCCUCAUCCUCCACCUGAAGCGCUUCAGGCAGGUGGGAGAGCGCAGGAACAAGCUCGCCACAUUCGUGCAUUUCCCCCUGGCGAGCCUGGACAUGACGCCCCACAUGGUACACCGCAACCAUGGCAACCAUCAGCCCUCUCUCCAGCCCGGAUGGAAGCAGCCCCGACGGCCUGACCUGGCUCCCCCUGACUUUCUGUACGAUCUGUAUGCUGUGUGCAAUCACCACGGAGGAAUGCACGGCGGGCAUUACACAGCCUUCUGCAGGAACUCUGUGGACGGCCAGUGGUACAGCUACGACGACAGCAGCGUGGAGCCGGUUCCAGACGGGGAGGUGUGCACACGUGGAGCCUACAUCCUGUUCUACCAAAGGAGAAACACCAUCCCCCCCUGGUCUGCCAGCUCCUCAGUCACUGGUUCCACCAACUCAUCCACGUCUGACCACUGGCUGGUCAGGCUGACAGGGAGUAGUGAGAGGGGCAGUGUGGGGUCAGGAGGACCCAUCCCUGGACCUGCAGAGCCCAUGCAGGCCCCAGAGUCUCCUGAGCUGCCAGUGUUUGGAGAUGAACCCCCCAGAACAGUAGAAACAAAUGGGUUUGAAGCCAAGCCCUUUGUCCGUGGAACCCAAGGCAGGAGCGUCAGCAUGAGAUCGCCAACUAAGUCCAAGGAGAAUCUGAGUAAAGUUCUCCCACUGCGAUGGUCCUUUGGCUCCAAGGACCGGAUUAAACACCCAGCCCAGACCCAGCCUGGAGAACUGGUGGAGUAUCUGGAGUCCGGGCGCCGGCCACGAUGUACCAAAGACCCUAUCAUCUCGCUGGUGGCCACCCCACCGCAACGGACCACCCAGGGAAGAGACUUUGAAACAGGCCAGGACUGCAGCUCACCCAGCAGCAGCAGUCUCAGUUGUACAGACAGACCCGGCUCUGACACUUGUUACUCCCCCAAGAUCCCAGAGGGACAGAGCAGAGCGUGUGUGGAGAGGAACGCCAACCAGGGGGUUGGGCGCAGCAGAGCCAGAGAUGAAUUGUCCCUGAGGCAAAGAUCGUCUAAGAGGGGGAGGCAGGACCAGGGCAGGACCCUGGACUUCCAGCUGCAGAGAGGAGCCAUUCUAGGGGGUCACAUCAGCCACAGCGCACCUCCCAGCAGAGACUCCACACUGAGAGGAACCAAGGUCCAGACAGGGGUGAGCUCCAGGGUACAAAAAGACUUGUUACAGAUGGUAAUGCAACCUGAGGACAGGGUGGGACAGAGGGGGCAGGAGGGUUGCAGCCAUGACAGCCUCUUGUCUUUUUUCAAACCCGGUUUCAUGAAGAAAGAUGCUCCUAGGUCGCCAGUGAAGGGGCACGACAGGUGUGUGAAAGGCCAUGGACAACAGGGGAAGCUGGUAGGCCAGCUCUCCCUCUCCAAUGGGACGCUGACCACAGCGGCGCUCGAAGACAGGAAGGCCGGUGUCGUCCCCGGUUGUGACACUCAGAAUUACCAGGUCCAGCUAGUCAACGGCACAGCUGGGAAUCAUCUCGUAGACGCUGUGGACAUCAAGCGUGCUCACAGCUCCAGCAACAUCCAGAUGAAGCUGGAUGGGUCAUUUCGCAGGUGUGCCUCCCUGCAGAGGAAUGGUGAAGUCAUGGUUCCUCCGGCCUACCGCCUGCUGCUGUCAGACAGGCCCGGCUACGCCACUCUGCGCGGGGCGCGAUACAGUACCACCUCCCUGGUGCCUCUGUGACAGCCCCGAAUGACCUCUCCACUGAUCAGCUGCUCAGCCAGAGAAGCUCCCAGCAGGAGGCAGUGCUGGAAUCGAAGUACAUCUUGUCCUCUUCGUAGUACUGUUACACGUUCUUACCUGUGUGUGUCUUAAACUAAAUCUAUGCAGCGUUGAGGUUACCGAGGAGAAAUACUGCUGUAAUGUGAUGUUUUCCCUCUGUUUGUUUUACAAAGCAGUCUGCUGUUAAUGUUCAGUAUUUGAGGAGUAGUAGAUUUGGUGAAUUUUCAGGUUUUAGCUCCUUAUACACACACUUCAAUGUAAUCAGCAACUGUUUAGGAGGUAGGAAAUCAGCCUGGUACAUGUGUCAGUUCAUUCAACAUAUACAGCUUAAUAAUAACAGGCUAAAACAUGUCAAAUUGUUCUUAAACACUGAAAACAAUACUGACACCUGCACUGUAAAUUGACUGCUGUAACAACAUCACCGUUGCUUUGAAUUAUGCGAUAAUGUUCCUGUUUUAUUACCAACACACUAUGUUGUUACAUGACCAGAGAUUAGACUGCUCCGAUACCGACAACAAGCAGGAGGACUUGUGUCUGUUUCUGUGUUGACAGUUCAUCUACAUCCCGUCACCUGCACAUCACUGAACUGUGGGAGGUGUGUGGUUGUACAGCAGCAUUAGUCAGCAUUGUUCUUCUCUGCAGCCACGGGGAAGUGAUGAGUCCUAACGGUGAUCCUGCUCUGUCACAGUCACAUAGAGCCACCAGAGCAGCAGCUGACGUUCCCGCCAUAUACCUGAUGUAUAUUUAAUUCACAGUCACUGGUCAUAAUUGGUGUUUCUGCCUCUGGUUCUCCUGCUGUUUGAGGAGGAGGAGCCAAACUUCACUUGAUGAUUUGUGUCUCUAACCCCCAUGUUUCAAGUCAUGCACUGUAAGUGUGUAACAUACUGGGGAAGAGAAGUGAGAGUGCACGCUGGUUGUUCACGCUGUAACUGUGUUCACAUUUCAUGCUGUGUCGUUUUAUAUCACUGCUUCACUACACUCGUCACCAAAAUGAAAGUAAACAGAAUGUUUCUGAGACAUUAUCUAGGAAGUAUGGUUAGAUUAUAUUUUAUUAUUAACUUUUUUAAAAGUCUACAUUUUGUACCUGAUGUGUAAUUAUUAAUUAAAACAGUCUGUAUUAGAUCACAUUAAUACAUACAGUGAGGGGGUUGGAUUGGACACAUCACACUCAAGUCCCUGUACUGGACCGUCUUUAAUGUCUGCUUCAUGUCCUGCAAGUUUGAUGGAUGCAAAUUAAACACAGAUUUUCUCA